Molecule: messenger RNA, 726 nt
Organism: Prunus armeniaca (apricot)
Lineage: Eukaryota; Viridiplantae; Streptophyta; Magnoliopsida; Rosales; Rosaceae
Source: the annotation of a GenBank genome assembly
AUGGCCGCUCACUCUCUGUCCAAGCUUCCAACAUCUACCACAGCUCUCAUUCCCAAUCACAGAACUAAACCCGGCCUAGAUUCGCCAACUCUGACGCGGAAUUUGAGACCCGACGGUUUGCAGAAGCCAUGGCUGGGAGCCAACAGUCUCUCGCUUCAGUCCUCAAGCAUCAGAGUCAGAACCCAAGAGCCAAAGCUACGACCUUUCUCUGCCACAGUCUGCCUCAGCCUCCCUACUGCAAAUGUGGAAGGAGUUUCAUUCACUGAGAAAGUGCCCAAGUGGUCUUGGAGGGCUAUAAAGUCAUUUGCCAUGGGUGAAUUGGAAGCCAGGAAGCUCAAGUAUGCAACUACUGGGACUGAAGCAAUUCUUAUGGGUAUCCUCAUAGAGGGAACCAGUCUGGCUGCAAAAUUUUUAUGGGCAAAUGGAAUUACACUUUUCAAGGUUCGUGAAGAAACGAUCAAGUUACUUGGGAAAGCUGACACGUGGUUCUUCAGUCCUGAGCAUCCCACAUUAACUGAGGAAGCUCAAAGAGUGCUUGAUUGGGCUGUUGACAAAAAGCUAAAAUCUGGUGAUAGUGGGGAAAUUACAACAUCUCAUCUGCUUCUUGGCAUUUGGUACGAAGUGGAAUCGCCGGGUCACAAGAUACUGGCUACCCUAGGCUUCAAUGAAGAGAAAGUGAAAGAGCUGGAGUCUCUAAUUUCUAAACCUGGAUUCAUUGAUGGAUGA